Alnus glutinosa is the source of this 4039-nucleotide messenger RNA. Its product is annotated as U-box domain-containing protein 33-like. The record is from RefSeq and is a predicted model, not a curated record. NCBI's taxonomy places the organism in Eukaryota, Viridiplantae, Streptophyta, Magnoliopsida, Fagales, Betulaceae. Gene Ontology annotation, molecular function: ATP binding; protein kinase activity. Gene Ontology annotation, biological process: protein phosphorylation. The coding region runs from base 277 to 2439 and encodes 720 amino acids. The transcript has 11 exons.
ACAUUUGAUUCUCGUUUUCUCUUCAGAAAGUGGAAAAUGGUGUUAAUUAUUAGCGUAAAAUGGAGAAAGGUGAAUGCGUUAAUGAAUAAGUUCCAAAAGGGAAGGGAAGAUGAAGAGUAGUACUGUUUCCGAAUGAGGCCGGUUUUGAUAUAUGGCUGCUGAGUUUUCCAGUACGUAUUGUCAUGAGUCAUGAUUCAUGGCUAGCUGUGGUGACUUUGUGAGUCCCGGCCGCAAUUUACGCAGCCAGCUUUCUGAAGUAUUGGAGUUGCAGGAAGGAUGGCAAACAGGCAUGAGAGUUCAGAGGAGACGAUAUACGUUGCCGUUGGAAAAGACGCGAAAGAGUGCAAAUCGAUCCUGUUAUGGGCGUUGGAGAACUCCGGAGGAAAGAGGAUUUGCAUACUUCACGUUCAUCAGCCUGCGCAGUACAUUCCAUCAUUUAUGGGUGGAAAAGCUCCAGCUAGCUCACUGAAGGAAAGUAUUGUAAGGGAAUACCAUGAAACUGAGAGGCAAAAAAUGCAUGAGAUCAUGGAUGAAUAUCUUCUCAUCUGUCGCCAAAAGGGGGCACCGGCUCAUAAGCUGAUAGCAGAAACGGGCUGUGUUGAGAAGGAAAUUGUACAACUCGUCUCUCGGAAUGGGAUCAGGAAGCUUGUCAUGGGAGCAGCAGCAGAGAAGCACUAUGGAAGAAAAAUGAUGGAUCUCAAGUCUAAUAAAGCUAAAUAUGUGCGCCAACAUGCACCAGUCUCCUGUCACAUACAAUUUAUCUGCAAGGGCCACCUCAUCUUCACCAGGGAAAUCACUGAAACUGGACAAUCAAACUACUUGAGAUCAUCACGAUCCGUUGCACAACUGGGGUUCAAUAGGGACACAGAUAUUCCAAUACCAGAAGUCACUGAAGAGCUUUCAUCUCCAAAGAGCUCCUUCUUUACUCCAGAAGAGAGUUUUGAUCAAUGGGAUUUACCGAGGAGUUCCAAGCUGGGAGGGGUUGAUGAAACUCUGACUCCAUGGAAUGAGGGAAAUGAGAAUGGGUUAGAGUUUAGCACACUCUCUUCGGCUUCGGCUUCGGCUUCUGGUUAUUCAAGAAGCUCUUCCAGUAUGGACAUCGCAUCUUCUUUGCUGCCACCAAUUAUUCCGUCUUUGAUUUCUAGUCCAACUCUCAUGUCAACAUGCUCUUCUUCUUCUUCUUCUUCUAGUGGAGCUCACAGUGUUGUUGUGGAAGGAAAUCUAGAUGAUACUCUGUAUGAGCAACUUAGGCAGGCAAUGGCAGAGGCUGACAAAGAGGCACUCAAGCGUCGAAAAGCAGAAAGAGACAUGAUUGAGGCUAUACGUUGGAAGGAGAAAGAAGAACUUGAAAAGGUGAAAAAUCAGAGAGAUCAACUCAUGGAAGAACUCCGAAUUUCUCAAGAGCGGGAAACAUCACUAAAAUGCCAAAUUGCAAAGUUACAUAUGGAGCGGGAUGAUGCACUAAAAGAAGCUCAAGGCCUAAGAAGAAAACAAGGUGAGGCCUCAGGUAGACACAGAUUACCUGAUGAUCAGUUCUCUGAGUUUUCGCUCACUGAGAUUGAAGAAGCUACUCUAUGGUUUGAUGAAUCCCUUAAAAUUGGAGAAGGAGGAUAUGGGAACAUUUAUAAAGGCCUCCUUCGUCAAACUAAGGUUGCUAUAAAGGUGCUAAAAUCUCAUGACUCACAAGGCACCUCACAAUUCCAAAUGGAGGUUGAUGUACUGAGUCAGCUAAGGCAUCCCAAUCUUGUGAAACUCAUAGGAUCUUGCCCAGAAGUUUUCGCUCUCAUCUACGAGUAUCUUCCCAACGGAAGCCUUGAAGAUAGAUUGAGCAUGAGGGACAACACUCCUCCAUUAUCAUGGCAAACUCGAAUACGCAUCGCCACAGAGUUGUGCUCUGUUCUUGUGUAUCUUCACUCCAUUAAACCUCACAGUAUAGUGCAUGGUGAUUUGAAACCCUCAAACAUCCUCCUUGAUGCCAACUUUGUUUGUAAACUAAGUGACUUUGGAAUCAGUCGUAUGUUAUUGCCAGAUGCAAGUUCAAGCAGCAACACAACGACGACACUGCAGUCUCAUAGAACUGUCCCGAAGGGCAGUUUCGCUUUCAUAGAUCCUGAGUUCCUUGAAACAGGAGUGCUUACUUUGAAGUCUGACGUUUACUCGUUUGGAAUCAUAUUACUACAAUUGUUGACUGGGAGACAACCUUUCUGGAUAUCAAAUGAAGUGAAAAAUGCUCUGGAUGCCAGAAAUUUGAAAACUCUCUUGGAUCCUUCGGCUGGAGAUUGGCCAAUUGCGCUUGCUCAAAACUUGGCUAAGUUGGCAUUAAGGUGUUGUGACAAGAACCGAGAGAAUCGGCCAGACCUUGGGUCAGAUGCAUGGAAGGUACUUGAACCAAUGAGGGCUUCGCAUGGAUCCCCCGUCUUCAUCCCAGCUGGGUCCUGAACAUCUAUGUUGCCUGAUAGCUUAGAAACGUCUGUGAUAUAAAUAUUUGGAUUCAUCCUUACUAAUCUUCAGGGGAUCGAUGUUUAUCGUAUUUAUAAAACAUCAAAUGUUAGACAAACAUGUACGCUGAUAACUACAAACAAGCGUCACAUACAAUGUGACACUGGACAUAAUUAAGAGAAAUGAUACUCGUACACAAAGCUUACAACAACGUUACAACAGCUUACGUGGAAAGUGGGCUUAAUCCUUUUUUUUCAAUUUUUUUUUUCCAUCAAAACUGGUUGGAGGGGAAAUGAAAUUUCAUUUCCCCCCAAAGCUGAACGCACCCACCCUCUCUCUCUCUGAAGUCUGUCCGUACAGUCCCCAAAUCGGCCUCCGGGCGCCGCCCCUAGCCCCUCUCUCUCUCUGCCCGGAUCUGCCUCACCGUCGGAAACCGCCGCCCCCAGCCCCUCUCUCUCUCUGCCCGGAUCUGCCUCACCGUCGGAAACCGCCGCCCCCAGCCCCUCUCUCUCUCUCUGCCCGGAUCUCCCUCACCGUCGGAAACCGCCGCCCCCAGCCCCUCUCUCUCUCUCUCUGCCCGGAUCUACCUCACCGUCGGAAACCGCCGCCCGCAUCCCCUCUCUCUCUCUGCCCGGAUCUGCCUCCGUACAGUCCCCGUCCCAAAUCGGCGUCCGGCAUCCCUCUCCGGUCGUGGGUAGUCUCCUUGCCGGCGCUGCUUCACCGGAGUUCUCCUCCGUCCGUCGGAAACCGCCGCCCCCAGCCCCUCUCUCUCUCUCUCUGCCCGGAUCUGCCUCACCGUCGGAAACCGCCGCCCGCAUCCCCUCUCUCUCUCUGCCUGGAUCUGCCUCCGUACAGUCCCCGUCCCAAAUCGGCGUCCGGCAUCCCUCUCCGGUCGUGGGUAGUCUCCUUGCCGGCGCUGCUUCACCGGAGUUCUCCUCCGUCCUUCGGAAACCGCCGCCCGCAGCCCCUCUCUCUCUCCCGCUCGCUCGCUCCGGUGCCGGUCGUCCCUGUCCCUCUCGGUGGCUUAUCUCUCUCGGCGGUUGGCCACCCUUCACCGGCGUUCUGUCUCCGGCGACGCUAAAAACAAAGGUUUCUCUACCGGUGCCGUCUCCACCUCCGGCCCGAAAAAAUGUCAGUAAAUAGUGAUGCGUCUAGUACCCCUCCAUUAUGUUACUGUGGAGUGCAUGCACGUUUAAGGUACUCAUGGACUAGUGACAACCCCGGAAGAAAGUGGUACGGCUGUAUAAAGUAUAAGAAAGCUGGAGAUUAUGACUUUUUUAAGUGGGCGGAUAACCAAAUGACUUCUUAUGAGAAGAGAUUGGAGGAUCAUAUGAGAGACAUUGAGGAAGGGAGACGGGCCGAUAUUGAGAAAGUUGAGAAUGUGACAAUGGCCAAUAUUGACAGACUUGAGAAACUAAUUGAAACAAGACACAAGGAACAAUAUGAGAGACUUCGGUUGGAGUUGGGUCUUAAUAGAAAGAUGUUUUGGUUUUGGACAGCAGUAGUUGUAAUCAUUUUGGGCAUUGUAAUUUAUUUCAAUGGUUAUAGCGGUUCUGAAGUUAGUUACUUGAUGUUAGAAUGAAAGGAUGAAAACAUUAUU